Messenger RNA from Quercus lobata, 792 nucleotides. Its product is annotated as probable LRR receptor-like serine/threonine-protein kinase At3g47570. The record is from RefSeq and is a predicted model, not a curated record. Gene Ontology annotation, biological process: protein phosphorylation. Gene Ontology annotation, molecular function: ATP binding; protein kinase activity. Bases 1 to 792 code for a protein of 263 amino acids. Gene Ontology annotation, cellular component: membrane. NCBI's taxonomy places the organism in Eukaryota, Viridiplantae, Streptophyta, Magnoliopsida, Fagales, Fagaceae. The transcript has 3 exons.
AUGUACAAUGUUGCUAGUGCAUUGGAUUACCUUCAUCAUCAUUGUGAAACACCAAUUGUUCAUUGUGACCUCAAGCCUAGCAAUAUUCUUCUUGAUGAUGAAAUGAUUGGACAUGUAAGUGACUUCGGCUUGGCAAGAAUCCUUCAUGAUAUUGUCCACGAUUCUUCUACUAAUCAAUCAAGCUCCAUUGAGGUUAAAGGAACUGUUGGUUAUACUCCUCCAGAGUAUGGUAUGGGAAACAAGGUGUCAAUAUAUGGUGAUGUUUAUAGUUAUGGCAUAUUAUUAUUAGAGAUGUUUACAGGAAAAAAGCCUAUCGAUAACAGUUUCCACAAUAGCUUAAAUCUUCAUGGCUUUGUCAAAGCAAAUUUGCUAGAACGAAUAUUUGAUAUUAUAGAUCCUAUUCUUCUCCCAAAAAGACAAGAGGGAGGGAGAAGGAUGAAUGACACUUGCAAUGAGAAUCGAAAUGGGAGUCUCAAAAUUCAAGAAUGCUUGAUUUUGAUCCUUGGAAUUGGAAUUGCUUGCUCCAAAGAAUAUCCAAGAGAAAGGAUGAACAUCAGUGUUGUUGUAGUCGAGUUGCAUUCAAUUCGGCAAAACCUUCUUCGAACUUGUAUACGAGAGGUCUGGAUGGCACCAAUGAUGGAAGAGAAGAAGAAGCAGAGGCACCUGAUCCACAACCUUGCUCUAGCAGUGACUAAGCAAGUCUGGAUGGCCCCAGUGAUGGAAGAGAGGAAGAAGCAGGGAUGCCAAAUCCCUAUACAACCUCUAACAGCAAUCGAGCCAGUAUCACAUUAG